GGAGCCAAAACUCUUCUGUUCCCCAGAGCAGGAUGGUCGGUCUGAAGCCCACAGACGUCCCUCCAUCUGUAACCAUCAAAUUUCUCAGUGCCGGCACAGCAGCAUGUAUAGCCGACCUUUGUACUUUCCCCUUGGACACGGCAAAAGUCAGGCUACAAAUUCAAGGCGAAUCAAAAGCUUCCAAGACCACAAAGAACAUCAAAUACAAGGGCGUCUUUGGCACCAUCACCACCAUGGUGAGGAUGGAAGGGCCCAAGAGCCUCUACAACGGGCUGGUGGCCGGCCUCCAGCGCCAGAUGAGCUUCGCGUCCAUCCGCAUCGGCCUCUACGACUCAGUGAAGCAGUUCUACGCUCCCAAGGGAUCAGAUAAUGCUAGCAUCUUCACUCGACUGCUUGCCGGUUGUACCACUGGCGCCAUGGCUGUAACGUGCGCCCAGCCCACUGACGUGGUCAAGGUGCGCUUCCAAGCACACAUCAGGGUGGUCGGUGGACCCAAGAAGUACAACGGGACGGUGGAUGCCUACCGGACGAUCGCGAGGGAGGAAGGGGUCAAAGGCCUGUGGAGAGGGACUUUGCCCAACAUCACUCGCAACGCCAUCGUGAACUGCGGGGAGCUGGUUACCUACGACCUCAUCAAGGAAACAGUGCUGAAAUACCACCUCAUGACCGAUAAUUUCCCAUGCCAUUUUGUUGCCGCCUUCGGAGCCGGGUUCUGCGCGACGGUGGUGGCGUCGCCAGUGGAUGUUGUCAAGACAAGAUACAUGAACGCCAUCCCCGGGCAGUAUAAAAACGCCCUCAAUUGUAUGCUGACCAUGGUGGUGAAGGAGGGCCCCACCGCGUUUUACAAAGGCUUCAUGCCCUCAUUCCUUCGCCUGGGCUCCUGGAACGUGGUGAUGUUUGUGUCCUUCGAGCAGCUGAAAAGGUUGAUGGUUCUGGCGCAGGUGGCCUGGGAGUCCCCGUUUUGAAGCCACAAGCAGCCAUCUCUGGGCUGAGA
Molecule: messenger RNA, 994 nt
Organism: Euleptes europaea (tarantolino)
Lineage: Eukaryota; Metazoa; Chordata; Lepidosauria; Squamata; Sphaerodactylidae
Gene: UCP3
Product: uncoupling protein 3
Exons: 6
Coding region: 33-965 (310 amino acids)
Biological process (GO): mitochondrial transmembrane transport; mitochondrial transport; adaptive thermogenesis
Cellular component (GO): mitochondrial membrane
Molecular function (GO): oxidative phosphorylation uncoupler activity
Source: RefSeq, a predicted model, not a curated record